Molecule: messenger RNA, 930 nt
Organism: Orbilia oligospora ATCC 24927
Lineage: Eukaryota; Fungi; Ascomycota; Orbiliomycetes; Orbiliales; Orbiliaceae
Exons: 3
Coding region: 1-930 (309 amino acids)
Biological process (GO): protein desumoylation
Cellular component (GO): nucleus
Molecular function (GO): deSUMOylase activity
Source: RefSeq, a predicted model, not a curated record
AUGAGACUUGAGCAGUCGAACCUAAGAAGUGCCAAAAAACUGGAAUCCAAGAAGAGACCAUGGCUCGACCAAAAGAAAACGACGUCCGGCGAUAGUUUUGAUGGUGAAAGUCUAGUGCUGCUUAUUCAAAAACUGCAGGAAAACAAAGUCGAUGGAUUCGAAAACUAUACUCAGAUGGUGGAGAGGCAGAAGAUUAUCGACGAGCAGAUUAAGCGAAUGAGAACAAUCGCGAAACCGCCAGCAGAGGUUCUACGGAAGAUUUCAGACGGGACACUGCGCGAGUUGCAAGGAUUCCUUAACGACAAGAAUCAAUUGAAGGAAGCAAGACGAGUUGGUAGGGAUCCAGUCACCCCGCGAAGCCUGAAAACUCUCAACGGCUCGCAAUGGCUCAACGACGAGGUCAUCAACUCCUACAUCCACCUUGUCAAGGAACGGGAGAACCAGGACGGCAGUCGGAGGAUGAUUACCAUGAACUCGGCGUUCGUCAGCUCCUUCAAAGAAUCCGGGUACGGCCGAGUAGCGCGGUGGGCGAAGAAGGCAGGCGCAGCGGGCGAGGAAAUCCUAGGAUUAAAGGGUAUUAUUAUUCCAAUACAUCGGAAUUUCCACUGGACGCUGGCGUUUGUCAAUGUUGAAAAGAAACGGUUCGAAUACUACGACUCACUGGCGGGAAACUGGGACCCCAUUUCACUUUUGAGGACCUGGAUGAAGAAUGAGGUUGGAUCGAAGUACAUCGACGGUGAAUGGGAGGACUUUUAUCCCGGAUCCCAGACCCCACAACAAGGGAACGGGUAUGACUGUGGAGUUUUUCUUUGUAAGACGGCAGAGGUUAUCGCUCGAGGUGGUGUUCUGAAUUUCUCACAGAAAGAUAUUCCGGUGAUUCGAAAGAUGAUGCAGGUAGAACUGCUGAAGGGAGAUCUGGCGGCCCUAUAG